Messenger RNA from Scaptodrosophila lebanonensis, 1681 nucleotides. Its product is annotated as probable cytochrome P450 12d1 proximal, mitochondrial. The transcript is spliced from 4 exons. Bases 10 to 1587 code for a protein of 525 amino acids. Gene Ontology annotation, molecular function: iron ion binding; monooxygenase activity; oxidoreductase activity, acting on paired donors, with incorporation or reduction of molecular oxygen. The record is from RefSeq and is a predicted model, not a curated record. Lineage: Eukaryota; Metazoa; Arthropoda; Insecta; Diptera; Drosophilidae. Gene Ontology annotation, biological process: glucocorticoid biosynthetic process; cortisol metabolic process; cholesterol metabolic process. Gene Ontology annotation, cellular component: mitochondrial inner membrane.
GUAAGAGCAAUGAAUGUCAGUCAAGGUGUAAACAUAUGUAAAUUGAGGCUGCCAGUGCCCCGAUAUCUUCGUAUAGAGCGCGCAAUAUCAUUGGAGGCCAGAGUAAAGCCAACCGAUGGAGUUGUAGAAUCAACUGCGUUGCCUUACAGCCAGUUGCCCAGACCAAGGAAAUUGCAAUUUAUGCGUAGUUUUCUGCCCGGGGGAGAGUUUCAUGAUGUUUCUUUGGCGAAAUUUGCAAUGGCUAUGCGUAAACGCUAUGGGGAUAUCUUUAUAAUGCCUGGUAUGUUUGGACGCAAGGAUUGGGUUGUGGUAUUCAACACCAAGGAUAUUGAAACAGCGUGUCGCAACGAGGGUGUCUGGCCACACCGCGAAGGUUUCGAUUCCAUCGAAUACUUUCGAACGCACAUUCGCCCUGAUGUCUACAAUGAGAGCAAGGGCUUAAUUGCCACGCAAAAGGAAGAAUGGAGCAGGCUGCGCUCGGCAAUGAAUCCCAUUUUUAUGCAACCCAAGAGCCUAAAAAUGUACAUCGAACCGCUUUCCAAUAUAAAUAAUGAGUUCAUUGAACGUAUUAAGGAAAUCCGCGAUCCGAAAACGCUUGAGGUGCCCGACAAUUUUCAUGAGGAGAUGUGUCGUGUUAUCUUCGAAUCGGUGGCGCUCAUCGCGUUUAACCGCCAAAUGGGAAUCAUACGCAAGCAGCGCGAUAAUCCAGAUGCCCUGACACUGUUCCGUACAUCGCGUGAAAUAUUCCGCUAUACCUUCCAGCUGGAUAUGACGCCAUCGCUUUGGAAAAUUCUGCCCACGCCCACCUACAGAAAAAUGGUACGAGCACUCAACGAAAGUGCGAAUGUGGCAAUGAAAAUAGUUGAGGAGUCUCGUCAGCUAUUGGAGAGACGCAAACAGGCCGGCGAAGACUUUAGUCAAGCCAGCAUGAUGGAGCGACUGCUGGAGAUUGAUCCAAAAAUUGCUGUCAUCAUGGGACUGGAUAUACUAUUUGCCGGCGUCGAUGCUAGCUCCAUUUUGCUGUCGUCGUUACUCCUGUGUCUCUCCAAAAACCCGGACAAACAGCAAAAGCUGCGGGAAGAGGUGCUGCGCAUCAUGCCCACCAAAGACACUCCAUUGGACGAGCAGCGCAUGAAAGAUAUGCCGUAUCUGCGAGCUGUGAUCAAGGAGAGUCAGCGCUACUAUCCAAAUGGCUUUGGCACCUUCCGACAAUGCGUCAAUGACGUAACACUCUCCGGCUAUAACAUACCACAGGGCACUCAAAUCUUGUUGGCCUACAAUGCGCUAUGUAGGGACAGCAAACAUUUUCCAAGGGAAGAUCAGUUUCUGCCCGAACGCUGGUUGCGCGAUCCCGAAACGGGUAAGAAAGAACAGAUCUCUCCAUUCGCAUUCCUGCCCUUUGGUUUUGGGCCACGGAUGUGUAUUGGCAAGCGAGUCGUCGAUCUGGAAAUGGAGACCACAUUAGCCAAGUUGAUACGCAACUUUAACAUUGAAUUCAACUAUGAUGCAUCCCAGCCAUAUAAGUCCUUCUUUGUUUCGGAGCCCGCCAUACCAUUCCGUUUUAAGUUCACCGAUGUGGAGAAGUGAACAUUUAAAUGAUAACAUUAAACGUGUAUAUACGCAGCGUUAUAGCACAAUCAUAAUUAUAUACAAGUAAAUUUGUUGCUGUUUAAUUUCUAAA